AAUAUUGUUAUCAAAAACGAAAGUUCAAGCAGGUGCCAAACCAUUCUGAACUGCAUGUGCAGCUCAUAAAACCUAUAAACUUAAAAUAACACAAUUGAGAUGCCCCUCUUGGGCAAGUUACUAAGCCAUCGAUAGGAAAUGCAGAAUAUAACAUGCACUCGAGGUUUUAGUGUCAUCAUGAAACUCAGGCUGAUAAGUGGCAUAGUAUUUCUAUUGGUCUUGAUAGAAAAUUCCAAUUCAUCGGCCUAUUGCCGAGAGACAUUGCAGAAUCAGGAAUUACAACAAAUAAAAUGGUAAUAUUUGAGACAAUGUCUGCUGGUGGUCAGCGGAGAAUCGAUGUCCAGCAAAAUGAAUGAAAAUAUCUGGAGGCUGGUGAAAUUGAGUUUUGAGUCCUCCAUUGAUAAUGUACCCCAUGAGGCCUAUCGACUAAUGGGUUAUGCCCUGACAGCCAUACCCUUGGAGGAUUUCCGCAAUAUAAGUAUGGAAAAUGUGGAUAUGAUUGAAAUUUUCGGUUCGAUUAUAAACACAAUGUCCCUGCGGGAAUAUCAACAGGGAUUCAGUGAGGAACAAUUGUCGAUGUUGGCUCAAAAAGUUCGUUCGGAGUGGUUGGGAAAAACGCCACAAACCUAUUCGGAAUAUGACCUAAGGGCAAUGGGUGAAAUUUUGUGCUACUUCAAUGUGACGGACAUAGAGAACAUACACACAGAUGCAUUUAUGGAAGCCAUUGAAUGGAUUGGUUUGUUGGAAAAAUGUCCCGAGGACCGCUUGCAGGCCUUUGCCAACAUGGCCCGUCGUUCCGAUGCCUUUGGUGAGCCAAAUAAAUGGUCUAAACUAGAGGUCACAAUAAUUGGCAAUAUUUUGAAUGGCUUGCCGACCCAGGAUAUCAAUGCAAUUUCAAAGGAUAAAUUGCAAUUAAAUCAUUUCUAUAGACCUCAUGGUGGCAUACAACAACAACAACAGCAGCAUCAAAGAGGAUCAGAUAGAAAUUUCACCCUGAAACUCAAUGAAACAACAAAAUCGGGGGAAGAAAAUUUAGGAGUUAAAAAUAAUUCAAAUUAGCAGAUAAUUUUCUCGAGUGUGUUCUAUGUAAUGACUGCUUAACAAUAAAAUAAUACAACUGCCGGACGGUA
Messenger RNA from Musca domestica (house fly), 1130 nucleotides. RefSeq lists its product as uncharacterized. Gene Ontology annotation, biological process: cell-matrix adhesion. The coding region runs from base 337 to 1059 and encodes 240 amino acids. Gene Ontology annotation, cellular component: cell surface. The record is from RefSeq and is a predicted model, not a curated record. The transcript is spliced from 5 exons. Lineage: Eukaryota; Metazoa; Arthropoda; Insecta; Diptera; Muscidae.